UUGUUUUUUAUAUUUCUUUGCACUUGGCAUUCGUGUGUUGUUUUUUGUGUUUGGUGUUGUUGUGAAAAGUCAACAUUUCAAUAGUUUGUGUUAUAUAGCUUUCACUUAAUUAUUAUUAUGGGAAAGGUGGUCACCACAUCCUCGUGCUCAAAGCAAGACCGCAGGAGUCCCUUGCGCAGAAGAGCAAUGCAUACCAAACGCAUACAACCCAAGCGAGGUUUAUCCAAAAGCGUGCAAUCCCAAAGUAGUGGACUUGAAAGCAUUCAAGCUCAGGUGAGUGAGGUCAAUCCUCAAGGGCGACCCAAACCUGUAGAAACCCAGAGUGGGGAAUACAAACGCGUACAAUCGCAGCAGGAGAAGCACAAACCUGUGCAUCCCAAAUGUGUCCAACCUAAGAGAGGGAAGCUCUUACGACCUGGGUCUGGAAAAACUGAAUGUGUUCAAUCUAAGAGAGGGAAGCUCUUCCAACCUGGGUCUGAAAAACCUGAAUGUGUUCAACCUAAGAGAGGGAAGCUUAUACAACCUUCAAAACUCAAAGGUGUACAACCUCAAAGUGGUAAAUCGAAAGAAGUACAACCCCUGCAAAGAAAACCCACUUGUAUUCAAUCUCAAUCUCUAGGACCUAAAUUCAUACUACCGCGACGCGGAAGACUCAUACAUCGGAGAGGGCAUCCUAAACCUCUACAGCCAAAACGAAAAAAACAUAAGCCGACACAACCUUUGCCAGGGACACCUCAACAACCUUUUACUGAUGUUCCUGUGUCACUCCGGAUACAAACACAAAUAGCGAUAAAAAAUUCACAGGAAGAUAUCAUUCAAGAAGUGUCACUUACUGAGAAAAGGAAGCGUAAUCGCAUGAACGCUGAAGGGACUGGAAAAACAUUCUUACAUACUGCAGCUUUUAAUGGAUGUCAUACUAAAGUGAAAACACAUUUGAAAAAAGGUCGUAAUCCAAAUUCUCACAGUUCUUCUGGUUGGACCCCGUUACAUGACGCAUGUCUUUACGGUUACGAAAAAGUAGUAAGAGCUUUACUUAAGGGCGAAGCUAUAGUAGACAUACGAGGUCCAAAUGGUGAAACACCCCUUUUUGACGCUGUAACUGCAGAUAAUUUUAAAAUAGUCAAGUUGCUUUUAAAAUAUGGUGCAGAUCCUCAUAUAAAAAACUUCGACGGUCUAGAACCAUCUUAUUAUGCAAACACUGCCAUCAAGGAAUAUCUACAAAAUUUGAAAGGUACCAUAUUAAGUUAUUUAUUAAUGUAUUAAAAUUGUUAUUUAUUUUAUUUGAUGUGUUCGUCUGCAGAAAACAGAAAUAUCGUAUCCCGGAAAGUCGAAUAUGAAUCGACGUCUUAAUUUUUUUAAAAUCUCGUACCUCGUUUGUCAACCACAAAGGUAGGCAACGCGUCUUCAACCUUCUAACACAGCGGUCACUGUGCUAUUUAUGAUAUUUCAUGUGGAUAUUGCUCGUUUGCCACCGUGUCAUGGGCGUCGCCAUGGGAGGUCAACUGCUAGGCCUCUAGACCUAGCCUAGAUCAUCGGCUGGCGACUCCCAUGUGUCGUGUCCUAUUGAAUUGACCCGAGCGAAGUCGGCGUCUGUACUAUUAUAAUUUAUUCGAAAAUUUAAAAAAUAACUCCGCAUGGAAUGUUCUGUAUGUAUGUUCUGUCUUAUAAUUUAUAUUUUUAUUGUUUUAAUUUUUACAAAACCUUAGCUAUAGGCUCAGUUGUAGAAAACUAUAUUCCGAGAUAAGAUAUAUAUCCGCUUUUUCUUAUUUUAUUUUCCGAUCGGCAUCAAUGUAUUGUAAUGAUGUAAAACCCAAUCCAGCUCUAAAUGUUUUU
Papilio machaon (common yellow swallowtail) is the source of this 1833-nucleotide messenger RNA. Its product is annotated as ankyrin repeat domain-containing protein 11. Lineage: Eukaryota; Metazoa; Arthropoda; Insecta; Lepidoptera; Papilionidae. Bases 118 to 1263 code for a protein of 381 amino acids. The record is from RefSeq and is a predicted model, not a curated record. Gene Ontology annotation, molecular function: protein binding. The transcript is spliced from 4 exons.